Messenger RNA from Penicillium oxalicum, 1362 nucleotides. Its product is annotated as eukaryotic translation initiation factor 3 subunit F. The coding region runs from base 1 to 1362 and encodes 453 amino acids. The record is from RefSeq and is a predicted model, not a curated record. Gene Ontology annotation, molecular function: metallopeptidase activity; translation initiation factor activity; translation initiation factor binding. The transcript is spliced from 2 exons. Gene Ontology annotation, cellular component: eukaryotic translation initiation factor 3 complex, eIF3m. Gene Ontology annotation, biological process: translational initiation. NCBI's taxonomy places the organism in Eukaryota, Fungi, Ascomycota, Eurotiomycetes, Eurotiales, Aspergillaceae.
AUGGACGCUUGCUGGGCCUGGAAACAAAAAGCUGAGCACCGGGCUUAUCUUAUCUUAGCGCGAAAAUUCCCACACAGUCACACACACAAAGAGAUUCGGCCUCAGCGCGCGGGCAACUCCACUUUCUUUGCUGGAAAAAUUGUCCCUCCGAAGAAGUCGAGUCGCCCGUUUGGAGAGUCAACUCACCAUUCACCUCCAAAUCCCUCGAAACGCUCCUCCCCUUCUCCUCGCCGUCUUCCAUAUUACACCAUGGCCGAAGAUUCGUUCCUGCACCUCGCCCGCCCUCUGGGUCCCGUCUCUGUGGGGACCGCUCCCACCACUGCCCCUCUCAACGUGGUGAUCCAGCCGCAGGCCAUCUUCUCUAUCCUGGACCACUCGCUCCGUCGCAAUGCUGAUCAGGAACGCGUUAUCGGUACUCUGUUGGGAACACGAUCCGAGGAUGGAGGUGAGGUCGAGGUGCGCUCCGCGUUCGCCGUGGGCCACUCUGAGGCCGAGGACCAGGUCGAGGUCGACAUGGAAUACCACAAGCAGAUGCUCGCUCUUCACUUGAAGGCCAACCCCCGCGAAGUUCUCGUUGGUUGGUACGCCACUUCUUCCGAGCUCAACACCUUCUCCGCCUUGAUCCAGAACUUCUACAGCGGCCAGGGUGACGGCACCUGGCCUCACCCCGCUGUCCACUUGACUGUCUCGACCGAGGCUGGCAAGGACCUUGAGACCCGGGCCUACAUCUCCGCUCCCGUUGGUGUCACCGCUGAGCGGGCCGCCGACAGCGCCGCUUUCAUUCCCGUCCCUUACGAGCUCCGAUACGGUGAGGCUGAUAAGAGCGGUCUCGAGGCUAUUGCCAAUGCCAAGAAUGCGGAGGAUCGUUCGACGACCAUCAUGUCCGACGUCGAGGCUCUCGAGCGCGCCAUUGAGGAGGUCUUGGGCAUGAUCGACCGUGUUUCGCGAUAUGUCGAGUCCGUGAUUGACGAGGAGGCUCCCGCCUCCACCGCGAUGGGUCAAUUCCUGCUCAACGCUCUUGCUCUUGCUCCCAAGGUUGAGCCUGCGGAUAUCGAGCGGGACUUGUACGUUUCCCCCACUCCCCCAAUGCCUUCCCACGAGAUGUGGCGGAGAAGUGAACCCGAGCUAACUUUCUCUCGCAGCAACAACCACAUCCAGGAUGUCCUGGUCGUUUCCUACCUGGCCAACACUAUCCGCACACAGAUGGAGCUGUCCAACCGACUAGCGACCGCUCAGCUCACCCUUGGCGGUGGUGAGGCUAGCGGUGGUUCUGGCGAGGGCAACCAACGUAACCAGCGCGGUGGUAAGGGUGGCCGCCAGCAGCGCCAGGAGCGUACUGCCCCCGAGGAGGCUCGCGCUUAG